Talaromyces proteolyticus is the source of this 1437-nucleotide messenger RNA. Its product is annotated as major facilitator superfamily domain-containing protein. Lineage: Eukaryota; Fungi; Ascomycota; Eurotiomycetes; Eurotiales; Trichocomaceae. Gene Ontology annotation, cellular component: plasma membrane. Gene Ontology annotation, biological process: carboxylic acid transport; transmembrane transport. The transcript has 3 exons. The record is from RefSeq and is a predicted model, not a curated record. The coding region runs from base 1 to 1437 and encodes 478 amino acids. Gene Ontology annotation, molecular function: carboxylic acid transmembrane transporter activity.
AUGACAGAAGCCAACGGUGCUAUCGCCGUGGCUGAGAUCUCUCUAUCGCAUAAUCCAACGGGACCGGAGAUGGAAAAAAAUUGUGUUGCAGAUGAAAGUGCACCAGCACACAAGCCCUACCGCCCUACAAAAUUUCAAAGCAAUAUCACUAUUCUGAGCUGCUAUAUUGCGAAUUUUAGCGACGGUUAUCAAAAUUCCUUGGCUAAUCCAACCAAUGUUAUAUUCAAUAAGUUACUAGGUAAAUCAGGUUACCCAGCCGAAAUGCAGACGCGGAUCAGUAACUCCCUCCUUAUCGGGGCCAUCCUGGGUAUUGUUGCCAUGGGUUAUGUAUCAGACAUGUCAUCGCGGCGUGUCAGUCUUCUGCUUACAUCUGCGUUGGUAACAAUCAGCACAUUAAUGGCGACUUUGGCCCUUCAAGUACACCCUUCUCGAAAUAUGCUAUGGUAUUUUGUCAUUGUCCGGGGAAUUUGUGGGUUUGGCGUUGGAGGGGAAUGUCCCCCAGUGCGGCAGCAGUUUAAACACCGUUACCGAGGUCCCAUAUUUGUCUCUUUUACCACACUAAUGGCAACCCUCGCCGCACCCGUGCAAAUGAUUAUCUACCUCAUCUGCCUGAAAGCUAGCAACAAUAACUUCCCAGUCACAUUUCAUGCUCUAUACUCCAUUGGCACCAUCAUUCCUCUGUUCAUUAUGAUACUACGGUUCUUCAUGACCGACUCGACGCUGUUUCACAAUUCGAAUUUUAAGCACCAACACCGGCCUCUUCGAUUCUACUGGCUACUUGUACGGCGUUAUUGGCGAGUCAUGUUUACCACCUCAUUGGCAUUCUUCUUGUACGAUUUCAUCAACUUCCCAAACAGUAUUAUGAGCAGCACCAUAAUUUCGUCUCUCGUUAAAGACGGCGAUGUGCAAGAAACUGCCAUUUGGCAAGUCAUUCUCACCGCUCUCCCCGUCCCUGGAGUGGUAAUCGGUGCAUGGCUUUCGAAUAUAAUCGGCCGCCGCAACACUGGCAUCGUUGGAUUUGCAGGCUACGUUGUUUUCGGCUUCAUUAUUGGUGGAACCUAUUCUAAGCUGUCCCAACACAUCGCCGCAUUCGUUGUGAUGUACGGUUUGCUCCAGGCCUCGGGUCAUUUAGGGCCCGGUGCCACUAUUGGGUUGAUUUCGUCAGAGGCGUUUCCUACAGCAAUGCGUGGCAUGGGAUAUAGCGUGGCUACAGCGUUUGGAAGGACCGGAGCUGCCGUGGGUACGGAGUGUUUUAUGCCACUGGAGCAGGCAGCAGGGAAGAGUGCAACGUUCUAUCUGGCAGGAGCCGUGGCUGUUUUGGGUAUGAUCGUGUAUUGGGUUUUACCCGAGAGCGGGGAGAAGAAUUUGGAAGAGGAGGACAGGAAGCUGGAAUUGUACCUGGAGGAGAAUGGGUUUGGAAUGAGGGGUAAAAGUUAA